Messenger RNA from Heterobilharzia americana, 8283 nucleotides. The record is from the annotation of a GenBank genome assembly. Lineage: Eukaryota; Metazoa; Platyhelminthes; Trematoda; Strigeidida; Schistosomatidae.
AUGAGUCGUUUAACUAAAUCGCAUCCAAUCAAUAAACUAGUUUGGCGAUGGUCUUGGUUAUGGAAUUGUAUUUUAUUACACUUAUUCAUUCUCUCGGGAAAUACAUCGACAGUUCCUAUUGAAGAUAUCAAACUUGUGGAUGGCAGUCAGUUGGCGCAUGUACUUCUCGACACUGAUGAGUUGUAUCACAGUCUAACUACUAAAUCAGUGAUUGGUUCACCCUAUUUAAAUGUGGACACUGUUGGCUUACCGACUAGUAUUCGAUUUCCAGUUGAACCAAUCAGUGGACUGUUUUUAAUUCCAACCUCGUUCGAUGAAUUUAAAUAUUCAACUAAUUUCGAUAUGAUCGAUUGUCCAUGGAAUUUGACAGCAUGUGUUUCAGAUCAAUUCACAAUUCGAUUUACCAUGCAACCAGAAGAAUAUACACCGAUUCCUUCUAAAACUCAUGUCAUAAGUUUACUAGCCUCGCACUUCACUGGUGAAGAAACAUCAUGGGCACUACAAUUCUACAUUCUUCCCGGGUCAAAGUUAUCCAUCACUUGGGGUCAAUUACCAAACAAAAACCGAAUGAAACACCAACAAGUACACCAUUUCAUACCUUUGACAAUGAAUACUUGGAAUACAAUCGAAGUCACAGUCAAUUUAAAAUCGAAUAAGUUGACUUCAAAAGUUAAGAAUAAGCAUUCUAUUGAAUAUGAGACAGAUUCACUUGGUGAGCUUACUGAUACCGAAAAUGAUCGAACACUUAUGGUUACAAUCAAGGCUGAGGCUUUAAAAAACUUUGUUGGACUAAUGUUUGGACAAGCUUCACAACUACAAUUAACUAUUGAGCCAGGUAUUAGUUUCUUGUUGAAAGAUUUCCAUCUUGAAUCACCAGACAUGGUAAAGCGUCGUAGACCUAGACGUUUAAGCAAUCUGUUCGAUCAAAUACCCACCAACCCAAUCAAGUAUAUUUCAUCAGUUAAUUUUCCAGAAGGCAGUUUUGUCCGUUAUGACUUUCGUAACCGAUUACAAAGAUCUGUGGAAGAAGAAGUGUUAACAAUUAACUUCACUUUACCCUUUGGUGUCACUUCUGGUCUACUUUGGUUCAGUGAAGGUGAACAGUCAAAAAGUUAUGUGUAUAUCAAGGACUCAUUAUUGUAUUAUAUUUAUGCAAUUACUGAUCAAACUGGCAAGGCUCAACGAACAGUUACGGAGGAGAUAUUCUUGAAUUCAUCACUGGUCCCAGAAAAGCCUCAAGUUCUUCAGCUCAUACGAGAUAGAGAUAAUCUAACGAUUACGCUUGAUCAUCGUAGCCAUGCAAGUAGAUCAAUAGCUGGUCGAGCUCCUUUAGUGUCUACAGAUGGAAAAGUUUACUUGGGUGGAUCAAACAAUCCAAUCAGAGAUACAGAAGGCAAGGUGGAUAGGACAUUUGAAGGACGGAUUACAAAGGCUGAAAUAAUAAGAAAAGGUGAUAAUGAUGUGAAUCUUUUAAACGUUCUAAUGGAUCCAAAUUGGAAGGAUUCAGUUCAAAGAACAGGUAUCACAGAUGUUAGAUUUCGUCUACCUAAGGCACAACUUAUCAUUGGACCAACAUCAUCAAAUAAACGUGGUGGUUAUUCAUCUCUUGAGUCAGAAUUUUCACGGAUUCCUGUACCAAUCACUUAUAUGGGUACAGAAGAUUCAAUUGUACGAUUUGAUACUUGGAAUUUUGAGUUGUAUCGAUCAUUUAAAAUUGAAUUUUCAACUUAUGAACCGAAUGGGAUUCUGUUCUUUGUUGGACCUGAUCAAGAGCACAGAGAUUUUGUCUGUGUAGAAUUAUUCGAUGGGAAUGUUUACUUUGUCUAUGCAGUUGGCGGUCAUUAUAAGCAUAUUCAACUGAAUCCACUAAAUACUGUUGUCAAUGAUGGCGGUAUUCACAGUGUUUAUGUCUCGCGGAAUGCACAACAUCGAUUCACGGUAAAAUACAAUAAUCAGCUAGUCGAUGUUGAAGAGGGUAAAGAAGCUCACCAAGCUGCAUUUUCCACAUAUACUUACAUCGGAAGUAUCGACAAUGUGGGUCGAUUGCCAUGGCAUGUUUGGUCACGUGAAAACUUUGCCGGUUGUAUUCAUUCAAUUUUAGUGAAUGAAAAUAGCUAUUUGGACGUUUCAUCACGUAUGAUUCAGCAUACAGAUAUUGGUCGAGGCAUUCGAUUAGGACAAUGUGAAGUGCCUAAACAACGCUGUAACGAUAAAAUCUGUGGUGGUGGUCGAUGCUCUAGACGUUCAUAUCCAUUCUUGGAAGAAUUGAAUUUUGCCUGUGAUUGCAGUGAAUCGGAUAAAACAUUCCCAGAGAAAACAAUGGAUAUUCGUCGAUCUGUAGGGUGUCAUCGAGAUGCUCCAAUUCUCGAAAUGGAUGGUGAUAUGGUAUAUGUGGUUGAUUUUGAACAACAAAUCAAUAAAUUGAUUACACACACAGAUGACAUCAGUUUACAGUUCAAGACGGAUACACCGAUAUCAGGACAUGCUAGUUAUUUACCUUUGUUCUAUUCCGUAUCACGUGCAGAUAAAUCAUAUUUUCGUGUGGACUUAGUAGAUGGACAGAUACGUAUUCAAACGAAUAUUAAUCACAAGGGGAAACCACAUGCCUAUGAGGAAUUCUCUCUACCAAGUGCUAUGCUGAACAACAAUCAGUGGCACACGCUACAUAUUGCUCGUCGGGCAGACCACAUAGUCAUAUCUGUUGACAGAGCGUCUGUAACCGGGAAAAUACCUUUACUAGAUCCUCAUGAUACAUUCCAGUUGAUUGCACAACAGAUCUAUUUAGGCAGUGCUGGACCACCGAAUUUUGGUUAUUACCAGGAUCCUGCAACCAAGAAAACAAUGCUACCACCAGGACCAAGAUUUGUUGGUGAAUUUAGAAAUUUCUUUUGGAAUCAGUAUGAUUUAAUUGGGACCAAAGUCUUCCCAACCAAGUAUACAGCACAUUUAUUGAAUCCUCCGGCUAUCAGACACACAUUCCCAGUAUGGCCUAGGGAACAUACAUAUGCCAUAACUUGCAAGUCUGGUCUUAUCUAUGCGCAUCUGGAUCGACCGAUUGAAAUGAAAAAUGGAGGUGAUACUUGGUUAAUUGAAUUCAAAACUAAUUAUGACGGAAUAUUGUUCCGGGCUCGUGAUAUACGUAACCCUGAUCGAGUUUAUAUCACAGCGAUAAUUCUUGGCGGUCGUAUACAUAUUGUUUAUUCACUAGACGAUCAACAAGGCGUUUAUCAGUUGACUGGUGGACCGGGUGCAGACAAUAUGGCUGAUGGAAACUGGCAUCGUCUUGCAAUUACACUAAGAAAAUAUAACAAAGAAAUUUUAGCCUAUUUAGAUGGUUACUCGAACGAGUAUUUAGUUGGUAAAAAUUUACGCGUAGAUUUAUUGUCUCGAUUUGAUGUCUUCUUCGGUGGUAUACCUGAACAUGACUGGUCAAAACUGUUGGGUGUAUUACGUCGAUAUGCUGACUCAUCUUUGGCAAUGAGUGAAGUUAAAACUGGACAGCAACCUUCGUUGACCGGAUGUAUUGGAUCAUUUAACAUCAGAGCUAAUAACUUCACUGAUAAUUUAUUAAGGCUAUACGAUAGUUAUUUAACUGCUUAUCCACCUAGUGAAUUAGUCCGUGGUUAUUGUUUAGAUUUAAGGCGUUGCACACCAAAUUUCUGUCGCAAUGGUGGAACAUGCAGACAGAUUUCAGAAAAAGAAGUUCAAUGUACAUGUACAGGAACUGGUUUUGAAGGGCCUAGAUGUGAAAAUCCUAUCCUUGAAUGUCCACCAGGUUAUUGUAGGAAUAAUGGACGCUGUCAAAUGAUAAAUGGUCAACCAGUUUGUGAUUGUUCAGGUACCGGUCAUACUGGUACAAUGUGUGAAAUCAGUCCAUGUAGCAGUGGUACAUACUGUCAAAACAAUGGACGAUGUUAUAUGAUGGGGUCAGUUGCAACAUGUGAUUGUAAGGGGACUGGAUUUCAGGGAGGUCGUUGUGAACAGCCAAUAUGUAGGCCUGGUUAUUGUAGAAACAAUGGAAUAUGUCGAGUUGAUUUAAGCGGUCGUCCAACAUGUGAUUGUCGUACUACUGGAUUUUAUGGUGAAUAUUGUGAGAAACAGUCGUGUUCACCAACUUUCUGUGAUAAUGGAGGUUAUUGUCGUACUGAUGCAACAGGUGCUCCUGAAUGUGUCUGUAAGGGAACUGGUUUUACAGGUCCAAGAUGUGGUACACCGAUUUGUAAUUCUGGAUUCUGCGCUAAUGGAGGCCGAUGCUACAUUGGAUUUAAUGAUCAACCUCAAUGUAAUUGUACGAGAACAGGAUACUGGGGUGAUCGUUGUCAAGUUCCUAUUUGUACGCCUGAUUACUGUUCAAAUGGUGGUCAUUGUAGGAUAUCAGAAGAUGACAAACCGUAUUGUGACUGCCGUGGUACUCAGUUCACAGGAUUCCUUUGCAAAGAUCCAGUUUGUACACCUGAUUAUUGCGGUAGAGGACGUUGUUCAGUGGGACCAGAUGACAAACCGAUAUGUGAUUGCACAGGGACUGGAUUUUCUGGACCAAGAUGUCUUGAUUCCAUAUGCACUCCAGGUUACUGUGCCUACGGAGGUGUGUGUACGGUUGAUCUUCGCACACAGCAGCCCAAAUGCAAUUGUAGAGGUACUGGUCAUGAAGGUCCACGAUGUCAAAGUCCAAUAUGUCCAGUUAAUUAUUGUGCAAAUCAUGGUGAGUGUAGGGUUGGGCCUGAUGAUCGUCCAUCAUGUGACUGUUCAAGAACUAACUAUGCUGGUCCAACAUGUAAUAUACCCUUAUGUCCACCGAACUACUGUACAGGACAUGGUAUUUGUGUAGUUCGACAAAGAAACCCUACCUGCGAUUGUUAUCCAGGGUUUAGAGGAUCAAGAUGUGAAAUAGAGGUGUGUCCACCGAAUUACUGUAUGAAUGGUGGUACUUGUUACCCUGGACCAGAUCAUCGUCCACACUGCACAUGUUCUAUCAAUUUCGAAGGCGAACAAUGUGAAAUGCCUAAGCAGUGUCCACCGGAUUAUUGUCUACACGGUGGUCGAUGUGAAAUGGUUCGAGGAAUACCGAAAUGUGAUUGUCUAGGCACAGAUUACAAGGGGACGCAAUGUGAAAUACCGGAAACAUGUCCUCCAGGAUAUUGUCAAAACAAUGGGGUUUGCUUAGUGAAAUCUGGAAGUUAUGUAUGUGACUGUACAGGAACUGGUUAUCGCGGAAAGACAUGCACAGAGCCUAUUGCCUGUCCACCAAACUAUUGUUACAAUGGGGGAGUUUGUUCAGUUUUUCCAGGAAAUGUUUAUCGUUGUGACUGUUCUAUGACUGCACGAACGGGAACUCAGUGUGAAAAUGAUGCUCAUGGUAUUCAUAUUGGUUAUGAAAAGGACGGUUACGUAAUUUAUAAUUUAAUACCAUCUGUGCGUACUGUUGAAGACAAUGUUACUCUUGGUUUCAAAACGUAUAUGGAUUCAGGUACUCUAGUCACUUUUAUGACAACUGAUGGAAGACACUGGGCAAUAAAGCUGCGUGAUGGACGUAUUGUUAUCGAUUCGGGUGGAAAAAUCUCUCAUGAUUUUGGAAUGCGUUCAAAUGAUGGCAAUUAUCAUAUGUUGAAUGUUGAACGGAAGGGUAGGACAAUGAUUGUUACACAAGAUGGAGAAGUGCUUCGAUUAUCAUUACCAGGUUUAGUUGAUCCCUAUGACAACAGUAUCACCUACAGUGCAAUUCAUUUAGCUGCUGAUGAAAAGAAAUCUGAUAUAUUCCGUGGUGUAAUUGGAGGAUUACAUUGGAAUGGACGAUAUCCCAUAAAUGAUUUACAAUCUGGUAGAGUUACAUCAUCUGGGACAGUUAUAGUUGUGCCUACACCAAGUUUCCCUAUACUUCCACCGAAACCUCAACCUGAGUGUAUACCUGGUUACUGUUUGAAUGGAGGCAGAUGUUAUGCACAAGAUUAUCAACGAAGAUGUGAUUGCCGUUAUACUGCCUACAAUGGAGCACGAUGUGAAAGACAAGCUCGAGGUUUUAUGCCAUAUAGAGAAGAUAAUGGAGCCUAUGUGAUUUAUCAUAUUCAGCCGUUGAACAGAACCAAUAAAGAUCAUCUAAGAGUUGCUUUUCAAACCUGGCAAUCGGAUGGACCAAUUGUACGUGUUAUACAAACAGAUGGAUCAUACUAUGAAGUAUACUUGCGUAACGAAAAACUUUUCGCUAAUAUCAAUGGUGCCGAAUUCCGUAUCAGUAAUCCAUCACAGAUAUUCAACGAUGCUAGAAUGCAUGUUAUCACUAUGGAUCGUGAUAAAGCCCAGUUCAAUUUCACAGUCGACGGACAUCAUACAAUGUAUAAUAUACCAAGUAUUGUAUCUGUGGACGGUUCUUUGAUAUCACAAGAGAUUGUUCUUGGAGCUGAUCGAAAUUACCAAAAUACUUUCAGAGGAGUUAUUGGAGCUUUCUACUGGAACGGACAAUAUUUAGUCAACGAAGUCGGUUCUCUUGUCUCCAACGCUAAAGUCAUGACGGGUCCAGGAAGAAAUGUAGCUAAAAAUAUGGAUGAGAUAGUGGUCGUCCUUAUGCCAGAACUGCUGAAACCAAGUGGACCAAUUAAAAAACCAGAUAUUGGACCACUACCUGAAGCGUUACCUGAAGGAACUAUAGCUGGUGGAGUUGUAAUGCCUGGAUUGGGUACAGGUAAUGCUGAUCUUGGAGCACCAAUCUAUGUAUCUGAUGGGAAAGUGUUUGGUGCUGGUGCAACUGGUAUCAAUGCUGGCACAGGACUUAUACUAUCUCAAGCUGGUGGAUUAUUCGGGUUGGGUGGUGCUAUGGUUGAUGCACUUCUGGCUGGAUUACUCCUCGCUUUGUUAUUAUUAUUAUCUGCUUUAAUAUGGGCUUGUUGGCGCUGUAAACCUGGAUGUUGUGGUUGGUGUGCUGGAAAAGCCAGUGGCAUAGGUGGUGGUGGACGCAGUGCAUGGGAUCGAUUAGCUGCAGUGUGCUGUGCUGCACCAGAGAGUGCAAUUAUUGUAAAAGAAAAGAGACAUUUACUAAGUGACAAUGGUAACGUUGGAGUAGUUGAUGGAGUGACUGGUGGUGGUAUGACUGCAACAAGUCUGCAGUCCCUACAGACUCAGUCACGCAUCAUUAAACCUCCUUUAUCAGUGACAAAUUAUCCUAUUGGACAGCAUCAUAGGCUGGAUCUUGGUGAUCAAAUUGAAGCAUCUGGUAUUUCAACAAUACGCAUUGAUCAGCCUAUUAUGGAUGAUUUAAGCGCUCGUCAAAAUGUUUACAAUAUGGAGGGUAUGAAAGUUGACUGUGUUGUCAUCACAAAGAAUAGUAAAUAUGUUGUAACUGGUUCAGGAAUGGGUCCACCACAAGUUUGGGAUACUCAGUCAGGAGAUUUGUGCAAAAUCAUGGAUGGUCAAGAGUUUGGUUGCACAGAUCUACAUUUAGCCUGUGAUGAUACUGUGCUUGUCGCUCAGGUUGUGGAUGACAUCGCUGGCCUGGAUACACUGAAUGAACCGAGUGAAAUCAAGGUGAAACGUCUGCAAUUAUGGGAUUUCGCGUCAGGUAGACAACUUGAAAUGCCAAUGGAAAUCAUGUGUACAGCCACGUGUAUAACACGUUCAAGUGAAUAUGUGAUUGUCGCUCAGGUGACACAAGAAGGACCAGCUAUACUUGUCUGGAAUUUACCUGGUAAUCAAUCAGAUCAUAUUAUACCAUAUCAUCCAGUCAAUUCAUUACUGAAAGAUUCUAUCACCUAUCUAAAUAUCUCUAUGGAUGAUCGCCUUGUUGUUGCUGGACUGAAUAAUCCCACAGAUGAAUUGGCCUACUUUAUGGUCUUUGAUUUAACUGCUAGUUAUGUAGGUGUACAUCAACCUAAAUUUAUCACAUUCAAUGGUAAAUGUGAAGCUACUGAGAUUAUUGGAAACGAUGAAGCUGUCACAGGCACACGUCGAGGUGAAUUAUUUGUCUGGAAUUUGUUAACUGGGCGAGUUAUGCGUCAAAUUCAAAUUAGUGCUACCCUUGAAGGUGGAAAUCCAACUGUACUACCUCCACACACUGAGACAAUUCAUUGUGUAAAGUUAUCCGCCGAUGGGCAUUAUUUAGUCACUGGUUCACAGGAUCAAUUGGCUAGAAUUUGGACAAUGCCUGAUGAACGUCUACUGCAUACACUGGAAGGACAUGCUGAUGAUAAUUUCAAAAGUUUUAAGAGGAAUCAUGAUAAAGAUUUAGGUGCUUCUUCUGCCUCCGAUUCUAAAAUGAUGUUGAAUGUUAUCUUCAAAACAUAUGCUAUUCACUAA